Messenger RNA from Sapajus apella (tufted capuchin), 3220 nucleotides. It is a transcript of the gene MAP4K2, whose product is annotated as mitogen-activated protein kinase kinase kinase kinase 2. Gene Ontology annotation, molecular function: MAP kinase kinase kinase kinase activity; ATP binding. The coding region runs from base 104 to 2794 and encodes 896 amino acids. The transcript is spliced from 30 exons. The record is from RefSeq and is a predicted model, not a curated record. Gene Ontology annotation, biological process: protein phosphorylation. NCBI's taxonomy places the organism in Eukaryota, Metazoa, Chordata, Mammalia, Primates, Cebidae.
GCGGCCUCAGAGCCACGGGCGCCCGCCCCGCCCCGCCCCGCGCCGCCCGCGCCGGCUCCGCAGCUCGCGCCUGCCCGCCUGCCGGCCCGCCCGGCGCCGGGCCAUGGCGCUGCUGCGGGAUGUGUCCCUGCAGGACCCGCGGGACCGCUUCGAGCUGCUGCAGCGUGUGGGGGCCGGGACCUAUGGCGACGUCUACAAGGCCCGCGACACGGUUACGUCCGAGCUGGCCGCCGUGAAGAUAGUCAAGCUAGACCCAGGAGACGACAUCAGCUCCCUCCAGCAGGAAAUCACCAUUCUGCGUGAGUGCCGCCACCCCAAUGUGGUGGCCUACAUUGGCAGCUACCUCAGGAAUGAUCGCUUGUGGAUCUGCAUGGAGUUCUGUGGAGGGGGCUCCCUGCAGGAGAUUUACCAUGCCACUGGGCCCCUGGAGGAGCGGCAGAUUGCCUACGUCUGCCGAGAGGCACUGAAGGGGCUCCACCACCUGCAUUCUCAGGGGAAGAUCCAUAGAGACAUCAAGGGAGCCAACCUUCUCCUCACUCUCCAGGGAGAUGUCAAGCUGGCUGACUUUGGGGUGUCAGGCGAGCUGACAGCGUCUGUGGCCAAGAGGAGGUCUUUCAUUGGGACUCCCUACUGGAUGGCUCCGGAGGUGGCUGCCGUGGAGCGCAAAGGUGGCUACAACGAGCUGUGUGAUGUCUGGGCCCUGGGCAUCACCGCCAUUGAGCUGGGCGAGCUGCAGCCCCCUCUGUUCCACCUGCACCCCAUGAGGGCCCUGAUGCUCAUGUCGAAGAGCAGCUUCCAGCCGCCCAAACUGAGAGAUAAGGCUCGCUGGACCCAGAAUUUCCACCACUUCCUCAAGCUGGCCCUGACCAAAAAUCCCAAGAAGAGGCCUACAGCAGAGAAGCUCCUGCAGCACCCAUUCACCACCCAGCAGCUCCCUCGGGCCCUCCUCACACAGCUGCUGGACAAAGCCAGUGACCCUCAUCUGGGGACUCCCUCCCCUGAGGACUGUGAGCUAGAGACCUACGACAUGUUUCCAGACACCAUUCACUCCCGGGGGCAGCACGGCCCAGCUGAGAGGACCCCCUCGGAGAUCCAGUUUCACCAGGUGAAAUUUGGCGCCCCACGCAGGAAGGAAACCGACCCACUGAAUGAGCCGUGGGAGGAAGAGUGGACACUAUUGGGAAAGGAAGAGCUGAGUGGGAGCCUGCUGCAGUCGGUCCAGGAAGCCCUGGAGGAAAGGAGCCUGACCAUCCGAUCAGCCUCAGAAUUCCAGGUGCCACAUGGAGAGAGGCUGGAGCUGGGAUCCAGGCCGUUGCAGAGGGUGCGAUUGGAGUGGGAUGCGGUCACAGGACAACCUGCUAACGGCCAGACCGGGUCCUGCCCCUCCUGCCAGGAGCUGGACUCCCCAGAUGAUGCCAUGGGAACCAUCAAGCGGGCCCCGUUCCUGGGGCCACUGCCCCCUGAGCCUCCAGCUGAGGAGCCUCUGUCUAGUCCCCAAGGAACCUUGCCCCCACCUCCUCCAGGCCCCAGCAGCCCCCCACUGCUGCCCACGGCCUGGGCCACCAUGAAGCAGCGGGAGGAUCCUGAGAGGUCAUCCUGCCACGGGCUCCCCCCAACGCCCAAGGUGCACAUGGGUGCCUGCUUCUCCAAGGUCUUCAACGGCUGCCCUCUGCGGAUCCACGCUGCUGUCACCUGGAUUCACCCUGUGACUCGGGACCAGUUCCUGGUGGUGGGGGCCGAGGAAGGCAUCUACACUCUCAACCUGCAUGAACUGCAUGAGGAUACGCUGGAGAAGCUGAUUUCACACCGCUGCUCCUGGCUCUACUGCGUGAACAACGUGCUGCUGUCACUCUCAGGAAAGUCCACGCACAUCUGGGCCCAUGACCUCCCAGGCCUGUUUGAGCAGCGGAGACUACAGCAACAGGCUCCCCUUUCCAUCCCUACCAACCGCCUCACCCAGCGCAUCAUCCCCAGGCGCUUUGCCCUGUCCACCAAGAUUCCUGACACCAAAGGCUGCUUGCAGUGUCGUGUGGGUAAGAAAUGGGACGGGCAGGUGGGGCGGGGCCUAGUGGGGGGCCGCGCAGGCCCAGCCCGGUGCCCACUGCCUGCUCCCCUGCCAGUGCGGAACCCCUACACGGGCGCCACCUUCCUGCUGGCCGCCCUGCCUGCCAGCCUGCUCCUGCUGCAGUGGUAUGAGCCGCUGCAGAAGUUCCUGCUGCUGAAGAACUUCUCCAGCCCCCUGCCCACCCCGGCUGGGAUGCUGGAGCCACUGGUGCUGGAUGGGAAGGAGCUGCCGCAGGUGUGUGUGGGGGCUGAGGGGCCUGAGGGGCCCGGCUGCCGAGUCCUGUUCCAUGUCCUGCCCCUGGAGGCUGGGCUGACACCUGACAUCCUCGUCCCACCUGAGGGGAUCCCAGGCUCGGCCCAGCAGGUGAUCCAGGUGGACAGGGACACGGUCCUAGUCAGCUUUGAACGCUGCGUGAGGAUUGUCAACAUGCAGGGUGAGCCCACGGCCACACUGGCGCCUGAGCUGACCUUUGACUUCCCCAUCGAGACUGUGGUGUGCCUGCAGGACAGUGUGCUGGCCUUCUGGAGCCAUGGGAUGCAAGGCCGCAGCCUGGACACCAACGAGUGCCCCCCACCAUCUUCCCAGGUGACCCAGGAGAUCACAGAUGAAACAAGGAUCUUCCGAGUGCUUGGGGCCCACAGAGACAUCAUCCUGGAGAGCAUUCCCACUGACAACCCAGGGGCGCACAGCAACCUCUACAUCCUCACAGGCCACCAGAGCACCUACUGAGAGCAGCGGGCCUGGCCAGGGGCUCCCCACCCCAUGCCUUAGCUGCAGGCCCUUUUGAACAAAGGGGCCCAUCCCAGACCAGAGACGCCCAGGCCCCAGCCCUGCCGGGGCUGAAGGGCAGAAUUAAUCCUGAGAAAUGUUUCAGGCCUGGGGAGGGAGGGGAGCCACCCCUACGCCUCUGCAAUAACUGGACCAGGGGGAGCUGCUGUCACUCCCCCUUCCCUGAGGCAGCCCAGUCCCUAGUGCCCAAGGCAGGGGCCCUGGGCCAUCCAUUCCAUUUUGUUCCACAUUUCCUUUCUACUCUUUCUGCCAAGAGCCUGCCCCUGCAUCUCUCCUGGGGAACAUGGUAUUUAAGAGAGAACUAUAUUGGUAUUAAAGCUGUUUGUUUUACUCCUCUGGUCCCUCCGGGUCGGGGGAGUGAACCCA